Messenger RNA from Musca vetustissima, 2298 nucleotides. RefSeq lists its product as uncharacterized. Lineage: Eukaryota; Metazoa; Arthropoda; Insecta; Diptera; Muscidae. The transcript is spliced from 2 exons. Bases 1 to 2298 code for a protein of 765 amino acids. The record is from RefSeq and is a predicted model, not a curated record. Gene Ontology annotation, molecular function: protein binding.
AUGGACGAUGAGACGACGAAAAUGAAGGUUAAGGAUCAAUGCCAAUGCAGCCAAAACGACAAGGUCAAUCUGGCGACAAUGCAGCAACACAAACAAUGUACCAAUGACGAGGACGACAGUGGUGGUGGUUGUGGUGACGACAACAACACUGCUGGUGACUGCCGUGAAUCAAUAAGAAAUAAAACAAAUAGCCAGGCUGUAAAUGAGAAAGUGAUUGCGGACGGAACUGAUGCAAAUUUUUGUGAAUCGCCCGACCAAGACGACAACAACGACGUGGAAGUGGAAGUAUAUCAUGUAAAUAUGUUGCCCGAUGAAAUGUUGGAAUUUAUUUUAACCUACCUGCCGCCAUAUAAGGAUUUGGAAAAUUGCCGUUUGGUGUGUAAACGUUGGAAUGGCAUUGUGAAGAAUCUCAUACGCCGCUCCAAAAUCAAUUUACACAAGGGCCUGGUGGACUAUCGCCUCAGCUGGCAGGUGUAUUCCCAGCAAACUGCCGCCUCCAUUGAGGCCAAAAAUGCUGGCACAAAUUGUGGCAGUCCCACAACACCCAUUAUUGCUGGCCGCUUCUCGCAUUCCGCUGUACGCCAUGGUAAUUCCAUGUAUGUCUUUGGUGGUGGCAGUUCUUCGGAUACGACCUUCAAUGAUUUGUGGCGUUUUGAUUUGUCGGAAAUGCGUUGGGAACGUCCGCUGUCGAUGGGUUCAUAUCCAUCGCCCAAAGGCAGUGCCUCUAUGGUGUGUUGGCGUGAACAAUUGGUAUUGUUUGGUGGUUGGCGUUAUCCCUCCUUGCAUCCGCCCUAUCAGCAGUGGUGUUUGUUUGAUGAGCUGCACUAUUAUGAUUUACUGACCAAUCGCUGGACAGUGGCGCUGACAUUGACCAGUCCUCCACCCCUAGCUGGCCACUCGGCCAGUGUCCAUGGGGAUACAAUGGUCAUAUUUGGUGGUUAUCAAAUUAUUGAUGGUGUCAAUUCGAAUUCCAAUGAAACCUGGUGUUUAGACCUCCAAGAACAUCGUUGGUGGCAACCCACUUUCCUAGGUACCCUGAAGCCGCCAGCUCGUUAUGGACAAUUUCAGUUGGUGUUGGAUGAGAAACAUCUGUUGGUGGUGGGUGGUUGUGGUGGCCCCAAUAGUGUCUAUUCCGAUGCCUGGCUUCUGGAUAUGUCAAGGGAUUUGUGGCAAUGGAAAUCAAUACCGGUGCGUAAUAAAAAAUAUGCCGCCUCCCAUAUGUGGUGUAAUCCUGCGUGUAAAAUUGACUCGAAAUUGGUUGUGUUGGGGCCCACGCCGAAUAUGCCACAAGAUUUCCAGCUAAUGAAACAGGCUCGGGUACCGGUGGGUGGUGGAAGGGCUGCUCCCCGGCCAGGUGAGGGUUUAGGACGCAAUAACCACAACAAUGCUUUGGAUAGGCAUAGACCCCGAGCCAUGAUGGAUGGUGCGGGGCCCGUCAGAAUACCUGCCGUCAAUCAUAAUCGUGUGGAAAAUCAAAGGAGACCACCCGGUGCCAUACCACGUGAUGGUCCCGAUGAUCACUAUUUUGCCCAAAGGAGGGCGAUUCUCAAUCAGCAUCAACAAAAUGCCAAUAACAACAACUUCGUGAACAACCAAAAUCACAUUCAUAAUUUACAACCGCGCUAUGGCAGUUUAAGGGAUUUGCAUCAGGCGGCCUCGCCGCCGGAGGAAAGAAAUCAAAAUCGGCCCUCAACAUCGGCGGGGUCUUCACCGCGGUUUAAUGGCUCUCAUCAUCAGCAUCAGGAUAAUGAAGCCAAUGGCGGCCUAGAUCAGGAGGCUGCCAAUCGCCUACAACGCAAUCUUGCCCUGCGCUGCCGUGAAAAUGAGCCCCUACUGCCCAAACGAUUCGAUGAACUAUACGAGGAUCAAUUCCGUAUGGCUGCCUUUAAUGUACAAAACCGUCCACGAUCCCUUUCGAAGGAUCACAAUGAACGUAUACGACGCAUGGAGGAAAAAAUGAAUGCAUUACGCAAUUCGCGACGCAGUGCCGCCCAGGUCGAACAGAAAGUCGUCAAAGAACCAUCACCGAAGAGGGCGAAACGCAAUGUCUUGUCAUUGUUUGUAUGUGAUUUAUCGAAUGCCUUAUGCGAAACAGCAGAACCCUAUAUAGAAUGGUUAGAGUAUAAGAAUUAUGGUGUCAUACCGGGGGCCCCCGAGAGACUAAUACUAUCGACAAUGGUACCCGGUCACGGUGAAUUGAUAUUAUUCGGUGGUGUUCACAAGGAAACGCUAAGUGAAAUAACACAUCAAGUUUCUAAUACGGUACACUUUUUAAGUGCUCCCCGUGAUAUUGUAUAG